AUGCGAAAAUUCCUUGCGCCAAAGAAAACGCUAACGAAAUGCGGACUGGACCUUCCAGUAAGAUUGCGCGCCAGCGGCGGCGGCUGCGCAAAAAAGACAAUGGAUCGGUAUGAGAGAAAUCUUCCGGAUUUCUGGACGAAGGGCAAAAAGCCUGCUCUUCUAAGCCGACGUCAUUCUGGAUUCGCUGAAAAGAACCCUGGAGAAGGCACGGAGCAUGGGAAAUGA
Necator americanus (New World hookworm) is the source of this 225-nucleotide messenger RNA. RefSeq lists its product as uncharacterized. The record is from RefSeq and is a predicted model, not a curated record. Bases 1 to 225 code for a protein of 74 amino acids. Lineage: Eukaryota; Metazoa; Nematoda; Chromadorea; Rhabditida; Ancylostomatidae. The transcript is spliced from 2 exons.